Molecule: messenger RNA, 1683 nt
Organism: Sclerotinia borealis F-4128
Lineage: Eukaryota; Fungi; Ascomycota; Leotiomycetes; Helotiales; Sclerotiniaceae
Source: the annotation of a GenBank genome assembly
AUGGGUUUGUUCAAAAGUAAAGACAAAACUCGCCUUGAACCAUCUGCAGUGGCACCACCAAUUUCCUCAGAUGAAGAAAAUCGAUUCUUGACUCGGAACAAUCACAAUAAUGAUUCUUUCAGAAGUAGCAAUAUCUCGAGCGCAGACACUCGGGUUAAUCAAAAUGCAAACCACAAUCCUGGAACUACGACGACCACUACAACUACAACUACUACCACCACAACAAUAGUCCACAAUGAUGGUACAACUCAUACUCAAACCCAUCCAUAUGACCCUUCAAUCGAUCCUCCACCGGCUUCCUCAACCACUUACCCAUCGAAUGAACCACCUAUUCCAGCUAUCGAAACUUCUCAGCAUGUCCCGAAGCCAUUACCUUUAGAAACCGAACCUUCACUCCGAAGAACUAGCACUGGUGGAGGCCGUGUGAUUCCCGAACGUUCACCACUCCGAAACUCCAAGCCUGUUCCCCCUCUAUUGAUAGACCAUACCAUCGAUGCGAAAUCCCCCAAUCCUGCAAAUACCACUAGCAGCACCACAAAUCCUGUCAACCCCCAAAACCAUUUCCAGACCAACCAUGACACCCACAACCAGAACCUGACAUCCAACCCAACUACCACAGAUCCCUCACGAAUACCAAUCAACAAACAACAAACACCACACAGUCCCACAAAACACAACGUCAAUUUCUCUCGUCCAGGAGGUAAGCGAGAAAGUAUUGCGAAUGCUGCACGGGGAAUGCAUGGAGCUGGGGAAGCAUUGAGAGGGAGUGUCAAUUCGGCUAUUGCGGGGGGUUUUGGAGAUCAGAAGGAUAUGGAGCAGAAUAGGGCAAUUAAAGAGCAGGGGAUGGAGGAUUUCACAAAUACCCCGGUCUACAAAACCGACAACCGCAAAAAGCCACCUCCAUCUCUUGACGAGCGAAGAAUCAGUCCGGAACUAUUCUACAAGCUAGCUGCUCUUGACGCGGAAUCGGACGCUGAAUCGGAGUCGGAGUUUGAGCAGGAUGAAUGGGAGCAUUUAUCGGAUUUUGACGACUAUCAAGAACAUAAUAGGUACAAAAACAGACCGAGAGAAGACUCUCGAGGAGAACCUGAGUUCCACUCAAGAUCCCGUUACCCCCCUCAGGCAUCGACUUAUGCAUCUAGAGAAGAGAAUUAUGGUCGCGCACCACCGAGAUGCCCUUCUCCUUCUAGGAGAGGAGAGUAUCGCAGACCCACUGCUUCUUAUCCAUCGAGAGAAGAGCGCUCUUCGGCGAGAGAAGAAUAUCGAAGACCCACAGCUCCUUAUCCAUCGGGAGAGGAGUAUCGCAGACCACAUGUUCCUUAUCCAUCCCAAGAUCAACACUACAGCGGCCGCCAAACCCGAUCUCCCUCGCCUCCACCCGCACGCGGCGCACCAUAUCCCACAUCUCGAUACGAAUCUUCCGCCUCCUCCACUUCCUAUUUGAGCGAAGCCCGAAAGCGACGCGAAGAAUUACGCAAGAUGGAAGAGGAGAGUUACCAGAGAGAGAGAUUGAGAGAGCGACUUGCGGGACGAGAACGAGAAAGAGAAAGAAUGAGAGAUCUGGAAGACAGAAUAGAGGAGAGAUUCAAUGGACUAGAAGAGCGUUUGAGAAAUCGUCUAAACCAGAGAGCGGAGGAUGAGAGAAGAUAUUAUGGUCGGGAGUCCGAGAGGAGGUACUACUAA